CGGCUGCUCCAUGUCCCCCAGUUUCGGCCGUUGCUCGUUCUCCUCCUACUGUGAACCCGGCUGCUCAAUGUCCCCCAGUUUGGGCUGCUCCUCUUUCUCCUACUGUGAACCCGGCAUUCUUUGGAUCGAUGCUUCAAUGGCCCCAAGUUUCGUCUGCGGCUCCUCUUUCCUCUCCUACUGUGAACCCGGCUGCUCCAUGUCCCCCAGUUUCGGCCGCUGCUCGUUCUCCUCCGACUGUGAACCCGGCUGCUACAUGUCCCCCAGUUUGGGCUGCUCCUCUUUCUCCUACUGUGAACCCGGCAUUCUUUGGAUCGAUGCUUCAAUGGCCCCAAGUUUCGUCUGCUCCAUGUCCCCCAGUUUCGGCCGCUGCUCGUUCUCCUCCUACUGUGAACCCGGCUGCUACAUGUCCCCCAGUUUGGGCUGCUCCUCUUUCUCCUACUGUGAACCCAGCAUUCUUUGGAUCGAUGCUUCAAUGGCCCCAGUUUCGUCUGCGGCUCCUCUUUCCCCUCCUACUGUGAACCCGGCUGCUCCAUGCCCCCCGGUUUCGGCUGCUCCUCUUACUGUGAACCCGGGUUUCUUUGUAUCGAUGCUUCCUACUGUGAACCCGGCUUUCCUCGGGUCGAAAACGACGUCUGCUGGAGCGGCUGAGAUGUGGCUAAAUCCUGGAAUUGGGGCGCGGUGGGGAGUUGAAGAGCAGCCGAGCAAAGGGGAAGAUUCUGUGCAGCAGGGAGAAGCGAGCAACGAGAAGAAGGAUAGGGCGAAGCCGGAAACAGAUCGGGAGACACAGCGUGAUACAGAAACGGGGCAGAGCAGGAGCCGGGAAGUGGAGAGGGACGAAACGCCGCGGGAGAGACGUAGGGAGGAGAGCGACGGGGGAAGGCGAGAAGAUGCCCGAAAGGGAUCGGCACGGCGCUGGGUACAGGCAUGCCGACCGUCACAGUCAUCGGGUUGGUCUGCAGCAGGGAGAAGGUAGCCAUGGGAAGAAGGAUGACGAGAAGAUGCCCGAAAGGGAUCGGGAACCCUCUCACCCUCGGCAAAGUGAGACAAUCCUUCCACCGGAAAAACAAGAUUGGUCAGACGGACAUGACGGAGUGGAGACGGUGAUCCUGAAACACACUAGUUUUGCUGUUAUAACACUGUACAGACUGAGGUUAAUAACAUACUGGAAAAUUACUGGAAGAUUGCGAAGACAUUACCCCUCUUUCUUAUCCCUCUAUCUUGGCCAGCUAGCAUUUCACUUCAUUCCAUGGUACUGAUGACAUCGAGUUUCACCACAAUUGGCUAAUUUACAGCUUCGGCAAACAUAUCACGAAGAAAAAAAUGAAACCCCUUGCCGUGUCUUGAUGAGU
This is a messenger RNA of Musa acuminata subsp. malaccensis (wild Malaysian banana), 1349 nucleotides long. The record is from RefSeq and is a predicted model, not a curated record. NCBI's taxonomy places the organism in Eukaryota, Viridiplantae, Streptophyta, Magnoliopsida, Zingiberales, Musaceae.